Messenger RNA from Amphibalanus amphitrite, 621 nucleotides. RefSeq lists its product as uncharacterized. The record is from RefSeq and is a predicted model, not a curated record. Gene Ontology annotation, cellular component: extracellular matrix. The transcript is spliced from 5 exons. Bases 1 to 621 code for a protein of 206 amino acids. Lineage: Eukaryota; Metazoa; Arthropoda; Thecostraca; Balanomorpha; Balanidae.
AUGCUGCCCUCCGGCACUCCGGAGAUGACCGGAGUCCAGUCAGAGUGUUUUCCAUCCAGCACUACACGCUGGGACCGCUGGCUAAGCACACUCGUGAAUAAUUCGUGCGCUGAGGCCGUCAGCGCCGCAGGCAUUGUGAGGGCUGAGCUCACGCAGGAGCUGCGCCACUCGACCACUGGGUACGGUGAACGUGGACAGGCCUGGGGCGUCGAGAACAGGGGCGGCUGGAGAUCCCUGACAUUCUUCCUGGUUGCCGCCCUGCUGGCCGUUGCCGCCGCCGACAGCGCGCCCUCCUACGCGCCCAGGCCCGCCUACCACCCCCAGCCGGCCUACAAGCCCGCUCCCUACAACUACGACGUCCACGGAUACGGAGACUACGAGCCCGUCUUCAACGCCCAGGAGGCCCGUGACGGCUACGCCACCCAGGGAUCUUACUCGGUUGUGCUGCCCGACGGCCGUACCCAGACGGUCACCUACCGUGUGGAUGACGCCUACUCUGGCACUGUUGCUGAGGUCACCUACGAGGGUGAGGCCCGCUACGACGAGUACAAGCCCAGCUACAAGCCCAGCUACCCUCAGCCGAGCUACAAGCCCACCUACAAGCCCGCCUACGGCAACUAA